Molecule: messenger RNA, 744 nt
Organism: Cercospora beticola
Lineage: Eukaryota; Fungi; Ascomycota; Dothideomycetes; Mycosphaerellales; Mycosphaerellaceae
Product: COX20 family protein
Biological process (GO): mitochondrial respiratory chain complex IV assembly
Cellular component (GO): mitochondrial inner membrane; mitochondrion
Source: RefSeq, a predicted model, not a curated record
GCAAUCCAUUCAGCCAUGGCAGACGAUACGCGGCAGUCCAACACCUCGCCCAAGGAGGACCUCUCCAAAGAGGCAUUGACUGUGCAUCCUGAGAACAAGCCAUUUUCGGGAUCACAAUGGCAGACGGAUCCCAAGGCUCAGACGAUCAAACCUCCCGAGAAUGCCAAUCUCAUGUCAGGCGGCACGCAGCAUACUGCAGGUGGCAAGGAGCCUGAAUUCAAUCUGAAGAAUGUCUUGACAACGGGGCGACCGAUCACGGAGGUACAUAAAGCGCCAUGCGUAAGAGACAGUCUGUUGCAAGGGAUGGGAGCGGGAGGGGUGAUAGGAGCAACGAGGGCUAUCUUUGGCACACCUGUCUGGAAAUCAUGCAAUUGGGCUGUUGGAUCCUUCUGCGUGGCAGCAUUUGGCAUGUAUCAGUACUGCCUGUACCAAAGACAAUCGGAGAAGGAGGGCAUGAUCAGGGCUAUGGAGAUCUUGGACAAGAAGAGGUUGGAGAAGCAAAUGAGAGAAGAGAGAAAACAGAAAUUGAGGGAAGAGCGACGGGCGGCAAAGGAGAAAGAAUUGGAUGCGCAGUACCAGGCUGCAAGCGACAAGCAAGAUGGCAAAGCGUGGUAUAAAUUCUGGUGACCGGAUAUGAACAAACAGGUCCUCUCCACUGUACAUACUGUAUCAUACGACGAUUACGAUCGAUGCUAUCCAAGCUUCCAAUGGCAUGCAGCCGAGUCGAACCUCUCAUCCCACAAG